AUUUUUGCACGUAGGCGGGUCUACACUGAGGCUGCGUUAAUAUGUUUACAGAGUGGGGAGGUUAUAAAGCCCCGUGAGUCAAAGCUGGUCCUUGUAGAUUAGCACUAGGCUGCUGGCUGGCUAGUGAAAGGAGUGUUGUGCGGGCCAUAUACACUGAGACAAUAGCGGGAUCCAAUCUUCAAGGAAUCUCUUCAUAUCUGAGACUUGUUUUGUGGAUUUUUUUUUUAAAAUUGUUACCAGCACUGUGAAGGAAAAUGGUUCAGAACAAGAUUGCAGAGUUGAAAGGUUUCCACCGCUCCUUCAAGGGGCAGACUCCUUUUGAUGAUUAUUGUGAUGACACUGGACCAUCUCAUAUUGAGAAGGUGUUUAAUUUUGACUGUCCAACUAGACCUGACAUGCCCUCGAGUCUGCCCAUUGACAUCCCAGAUGCCAAAAAACGGAAUAAGAAGAAGAAAAGGUGUCGGGCCACAGACAGUUUCAGUGGCAAAUUUGAAGAUGUUUACAAACUAAAUGGCGAGAUGUUGGGAGAGGGAUCUUUUGCCAGAGUACAGACCUGUGGAAAUCUAAUCACCAACAAAGAAUAUGCUGUGAAGAUUAUUGAGAAGAGACCAGGCCACAGUCGCAGUCGUGUGUUCCGCGAGGUGGAGAUGCUCUAUCAAUGUCAGGGACACAGGAACAUUCUUGAGCUGAUUGAAUUCUUUGAAGAUGAGGACAAGUUCUACUUGGUUUUUGAAAAAAUGAAAGGAGGCUCUGUAUUAACGCACAUCCACAGACGAAAGCACUUCAAUGAACGGGAAGCCAGUGUUGUUGUCCAUGAGAUAGCGAGUGCCCUGGAUUUUCUUCAUAAUAAAGGCAUGGCUCACCGAGAUCUGAAACCAGAGAACAUCUUGUGUGAGAAUCCAGAGCAGCUCUCCCCAGUCAAGAUCUGUGACUUUGACUUGGGAAGUGGAAUAAAAUUGAAUGGUGACUGCUCCCCCAUCUCGACCCCUGAACUUCUGACACCGUGUGGGUCUGCAGAGUACAUGGCACCAGAAGUUGUGGAGGCAUUUAAUGAAGAGGCAACGAUAUAUGAUAAGCGUUGUGACCUCUGGAGUUUGGGUGUUAUAUUGUACAUCAUGCUCAGUGGAUAUCCGCCCUUUGUAGGAAACUGUGGUACUGACUGUGGUUGGGACCGAGGGGAGGCCUGUCUUUCCUGUCAGAAUAACCUAUUUCAGAGCAUUCAAGAAGGAAAGUACGAGUUCCCUGACAAAGACUGGGCUCACAUCUCUUUUGGCGCAAAGGAUCUCAUCACGAAACUCUUAGUCAGAGAUGCCAAGAAGAGGCUGAGUGCGGCACAAGUGCUGGAGCACCCAUGGGUGCAAGGGCAUGCACCAGAGAAUACCCUUCCAACACCACGCCUUCUCCAGAGGAACAGCAGUGCCAAAGAUCUCACAUUCUUUGCAGCUGAAGCAAUCGCAGUAAACAGGCAGCUGACUCAGCAUGAAGAAAAUCAGGACGAGGAGAAUCAGCCAAUCCUCAUCAAAGCUACCUCAUGUUCCAUGCGACUGUCUCCACCCUCAGAAUCUAAAUUGGCCAAACGGAGGCAGAAGACGAGUGCAAUCAAAGCAGCCAAUCAGCAGUUGUUGCCACCCUUAGUCCUGGUUGACAAUUGUGCGUGACAUCAUUUCUUCCCUCAAGCACAUAGCAACUAAACCCAGAACCUUCUAUUGGCUGGCUUCCAAGUCUGGCAAUGUUACAAUACUGCUUCACAUAAGAGAGAACUGUUUACAGCAUUUGAAACCUGCAUGGGAUAAGUAUGCAAAUCUGAGAUACUAAGAGUCAGAUAACUGAGAAAGGGCAAAAAUUUAAACAACGACUUUUAGUCUCUUUACCAAAGGAAUGUUUUUAAGAGCAGGUUUUAAACUUAUUUUGUACUGUGAUCACCUUCAUGACAACUAUAGUUUAGUUUUAGCUGCUUUUAUACUGGUAUCAGUUUGGGCCACUGGUUUUGAAGUGCGGCGUCUCCACACAAUAAAAACCUUCCAGAUUCUUUUUCCAAUAAGGUCUUCCUGCUCACUGGCCCAAGUGCAUUCAGCAGGCUUGCGUGGGGGUUGCCAUUGGCUGCAGAAGACCUGCAUUUCAGAAGCCAAUGGCAAAACAACCCACUAUAAAAAGCAGCAAUUUAUUUUGCAUUUUUCAGAUACAUGCAGGCUUGCUCCUAGUCUCCAGUAUAAAAAAAAAAUCAGGGCUACUUUUUGCAUACCAGAUUUUUGAGAAGACCGAGAGAGAUUUUGUAUAUUCUGUUGUUUUUUUUAAACUCUAGUUGUACACCUAUUUUCCUCUGAUAUCAAUGUGACUUUUUUUUUUAAACCUCACCCUUCUGAUCAGCAUGUCCUAGAAAAAGUUGUUUCCUUAAUUUCUGCCAAGUUCAUAAAUGUAAGUAUAUUCUGCAUUUAUUUUGAGUCUUUGGGAAAAUCUGUAGCAGGACUUCAUUAGUUCAGGAAAGAUGACAAUAUGAUGGGUGGGGGGAGAAGAACAAGAAUUUGACUGAGAAAAAGGCAUUCCAGAUACAAAAAUGCGAGUAGUCUUUCUCUAAGAUUGUGUGAAAUCUUCUUAAAAAAAAAAAAAAUUUCUUUGAAAAAAGUGUGUUUAUGUCUGUUUUUAAAAUGUGUAUGGAUGGAGUCUGAAAGUGCCACAUCCUGAUUUUGAAGCUAUUGAAAAUUGGGUGCUCUCCAUGUUUCUGUAAUAUAGGCAGGUUAGGCCUGGCCUUUUGUGUUAAUGUGGUGGUUAUGUUCAAAGCCAUUGAAUGUAUAUGUUAAGCUUUUCACUGUAUUGCAGAAGUAGAGCACACAAGCGAUGCAGACAUUUGAAACCUGUUUCAAAAUGUUCAAUGAAAUGAGUGUACGCUGCAUUUCUGUCUGGGGGCAUGGCAACAACACCACCUUUCUGUAAGCUCUACUGCCCUGUAUCAGUCAGGUUGGGCAAUGACCAGCUAUUACAGGGCUAUCUGUACUGUUCCUUUUGUGGGUUGUUUAAAUUGAACUUGCACAAAUGGCCCCUGCAUCAGGGACAGAGCUACUAGUUCCACCACAGAGGAAUGUGUAUCAAUCCACUGCCAUCUUUCAUGGAACAUUUUUAUAUUAAUAUACAAUGUACUUGGAACUUAAUUAGUUAAAAGGUAUGGGUCGGAUCUGGUUGUUACUUUUCUUUUUAAAAAAAAAAAAGUGGCUCCCACAGAGGCUGAGGGGAAGAUCUUUGUACUGAACAGGAAACUACCAGUUUGAUUCGCAGUUUAUGCUAAAUUAGUCGCUUUCGACCAACCCAGUGAGAUGCAAUUGGUCACUGGCUACUGCAAGGGUUUCCUGCCCUGAUCGGUAUGCAGCAGAAAAUGUGUGGGUCCGUGUUGAGGACAGGAAGAGGUUUGGCAGUGACAUCUUGCGAUGUAGCUUUCACAAGUGAAUAAGCACUUCACUGUGGUGCAGAGGGCAACUUCUUGUUGGAAAUGUAAUCCAGCAUAGGUACCAAUGUCUGUGGUGGGGGUGGAUGGUGAGGGAUGAAAUCCAAAUUAUUUCCUUUAUGUUAAAUGUUUUGCGUAUAACUGCUCACACUUAAACUAAGCACUUACUGAUGGAUGAGUGUCCUUUUCUGACUGUACUUGCUGUUAAGAUCGGAUCCUACUCAAAGUGGAUCGUGUAUUGAAAUCCCCUUUUGGCUGUAACUUCACCGAUCUUGUGGUUAGAAGUUUGCCUUUCUUCUAAAGGUUAGAUAACAUCUGUGCAAAAAUAUUGCAUGGGGGGCAACUUUGUUGAAGUGAAUGAUUCUGGCUUUAAAAUUGCCUACAGGAUAGGCUGGGAGUUCACACCUUGCAAAUCGUCCAGCCAACAGCAAAUCAUUUCGGUUGUGGGAUCCCUUUGGAUGUGAAAAUGUUCAAGAUGAAUCUCAAAAACCUUCAAAUAACAUGAUUUUGCUCUGAAGGGUUAUUUUGUUGGGUGAAUUAGUAGGUGUAACUUAUACAGGGAUCAAACUGCACCCAUUGCAAAUUUUUUUUAAAAUUAUGUCUCCAUUUAAUGCAAGUUCACUGUUGGUUCCAUUGCCCAAUCCAACAACUUUCUGAAACAGUAUUAUCAGCAACAGUAUGGUACUUUAUAAUGAAAAGCUGGUAGUACAAGAAGCCAAUUUAAAUUGUCGAGUACAUUGCUAUUACGUUUGCUGAAUAAGACAUGUGUUCUUGUUGUCUUAUACUAAGACUACUUGAAUUUUGUAUGCAUUGCAUCAUCUCAUUCGAAUGCUACCUUGUGCUGGAUGGCAGCACAGCUUGGUUUAGUUAAACAUAGGCCAUAAUCGAGCACUGUUGGUAUAUUAGCUAGCUCCUAAGGGGCAUGAAGCGAAAGCACUUUACACACCAGGUGACUGAUGAGGCUCACUCUAAAUCUUCUUACUGUUGUUGCCAGGAUUUUUGUAUUGUUUUAUAAAAAUUUUAAUAAAUGCUUUGAACUUA
Carcharodon carcharias (great white shark) is the source of this 4477-nucleotide messenger RNA. RefSeq names its product MAPK interacting serine/threonine kinase 2b (gene mknk2b). Bases 255 to 1658 code for a protein of 467 amino acids. The transcript has 14 exons. Gene Ontology annotation, cellular component: nucleus; cytoplasm. The record is from RefSeq and is a predicted model, not a curated record. Gene Ontology annotation, biological process: intracellular signal transduction; peptidyl-serine phosphorylation; protein autophosphorylation. Gene Ontology annotation, molecular function: calcium-dependent protein serine/threonine kinase activity; calcium/calmodulin-dependent protein kinase activity; ATP binding. NCBI's taxonomy places the organism in Eukaryota, Metazoa, Chordata, Chondrichthyes, Lamniformes, Lamnidae.